Messenger RNA from Odocoileus virginianus texanus, 1276 nucleotides. RefSeq names its product placenta expressed transcript 1 (gene PLET1). Gene Ontology annotation, biological process: wound healing, spreading of epidermal cells; positive regulation of cell migration; negative regulation of cell-matrix adhesion. Gene Ontology annotation, cellular component: apical plasma membrane; external side of plasma membrane. Lineage: Eukaryota; Metazoa; Chordata; Mammalia; Artiodactyla; Cervidae. The record is from RefSeq and is a predicted model, not a curated record.
GGCUCAGCAGUUUGCAAGCGGAUUGAAGCAUGGCGAUCCUCAGGCCCCCGCUUCUGCCACUGGGGUUGCUUCUGUGCCUCUGGCUUCUGUGUUCUCUGGCCAGUUGUACAAACCCCGCUGUCGAAUGCAAGCCCAUCACUUCAGUCACCAACAAACUACCCUCAUAUAUUGACGUCUACCCAUGGGACUAUGAGAGCAACAAACUCUACACGGUGUCACUCAUUGUGGAGCCCAAUAUUACCUCUGUGAUCUUGGAAGCACGGGACCAGCAUGACUCAGUCGUUGGCUCCUGGCAAAACCCCAGUCUAUCUUGUGAAGGCCGGGCCGAGUACAACUUGAAGGGUCAAAUCAGAACGCUCUUCGAGGCAAAAUGGAUGUCUCCUAAAUCCACGGACAUAUGCUCAGUCACGAUAUACGUCUACUGUGCCAAUCUCCUGAGACAUGCUGAACUUGCUCCCCUAACACUGUCGAGAGUUGGGGCACCCUCAGGUGAGAACGCCAAGCAUUUCCCAGUCAGGAGCAUAACACCCCCAGGCCACAGACCAACCGCAGCUCCCCGGAGAACAACCCCAGCUCCCCGGAGAACAACCCCAGCUCCCCAAAGAACAACCCCAGCUCCCCCGAAACCAACCAUAUCCCACCCAACACCAACCACGCCCCACCCAACACCAACCACACCCCACCCGACACCAACCACGCCCCACCCGACACCAACCACGCCCCACCCAACACCAACCACAUCCCACCCGAAACCAACCACAUCCCACCCGAAACCAACCACAUCCCACCCGAAACCAACCACAACCAACCACAAACACACCACCCGAAACUCAGCCAACAGAGCCUUCCUCAGCCCCGUGAGAGAGGCCAUCCAGAUCCUGCUCAUCUUUCUCACCAGCACACUCCUCUUCUAGAAGGAAAUGGAGGGAAUGACUGCUCCUGGCUCCUCUGCAUCCUUCUACGUUCAGUCCCAAGCCAGGGCUCUGACCUGUGUGAAUGACCUCUGUGAAUGAUUUGCGCUCUCAGAUGUAAAAGUACUGCCACUGCUUCAGAUCCAAUUAGAGACCCGAGGGUCACCUAGACCUGAUCUAGGUGUAACUUGGAAUUCUGGCUCCUAAUUGAACAUGUUGGCAGCCAGUUCCCUAGCCAAUCUAAACUUCUAUUUAGAUGCGACACCGGUAGCAGCUGAAGGGCAAGAAAAUAACAAUGUACCGUGUCUGAGUAGCCAAGGAUAGUAGAAAGGCAUUAUUUUCUGUCAUACCUAAUAGACUGCACC